Molecule: messenger RNA, 393 nt
Organism: Hansenula ciferrii
Lineage: Eukaryota; Fungi; Ascomycota; Saccharomycetes; Phaffomycetales; Wickerhamomycetaceae
Exons: 1
Coding region: 1-393 (130 amino acids)
Source: RefSeq, a predicted model, not a curated record
AUGAAAUUAUCAACAACAGUCUUGGUUCAAACUGGUUUAUUAUUAUCUUGUGUUACUGCUUCAUCAGUCACUUUUACACCAGAUGCAGCUCCAGAUGCUCUUGAAAGUCCAAAAGGUGAUAAUUCCACUGAUGGAUUGGUUGGUGCUGAAGGUUAUAAUACAAUUUAUAACCUUUGCUUUGAUGCUAAUAAGAGUAAAUAUUGUUACAAGAAUAGUGUCAAAGGUUGUGCUGCAGUGUAUAAACAUGAAGACAAACUCACUGAUUAUGAAGCCACUACUAUUUGUUCUUUCUGGUGCAGCAAAAUCAAGACAUCUAAUGAUUGUAAAACAAAGAAGAAGAAGCUCGACUAUGCACCGUUAUGGGCUUGUGAUGAUCAAAAGUAUUGCAGUUGA